Aspergillus terreus NIH2624 is the source of this 831-nucleotide messenger RNA. RefSeq lists its product as uncharacterized. The coding region runs from base 1 to 831 and encodes 276 amino acids. The transcript has a single exon. NCBI's taxonomy places the organism in Eukaryota, Fungi, Ascomycota, Eurotiomycetes, Eurotiales, Aspergillaceae. The record is from RefSeq and is a predicted model, not a curated record.
AUGGUGUUCGGUGUUAUUUUGAUGAAUUAUGGGCCCUGGAGUGACCCAGGCUGGGGCCCCAUGAAUUCCCGCACCUAUAUUGUGACACCAGACCGCGAAACUGCCGAUCUACUCUAUCGUGUUUUGAUGGACAAUGGGAAGAACUUUCCCCUUGUGCCGGUUGACUUUGAUCGUAAACGUCCCUCGCCUCAAUUAUGGAGCUGGAUGAGCCUACGCGGAGACAGUCAAGCUUCAAUACAGGAACAUCUGAAACUAGCUCUCAACGAAAUAAAUUUUGGGAGGGUCCCAAUGAAAGAAGAGCACAGGAAGCAUCUGCUUGGGAAGAUUACAUUUGACUGGCGCGGCAACUGGAAUGAGAACGGCCAGCGUCUUCCAGAGAUACCCCAUCUGGAUCUCCCGGAUCAUAUCUCAGGGCGUGUGUUCAGCAUUCGGGAUAAGAGCUGCCCCACGCGAUUCUGGGCUAAAUCCACCAAAUACCUCAAUGAGGGCUGCAUUGAAGUGUCCGACACGCGGAAGGCGAGAUUCCGAGUCACGAUCAAAGGAAGAGCGGAUGGUAAAACGGUGAUGGUCUUCGACGACGCUGUAACACUUGAGCUUAUCGAACGAUCCGGGAGGAAUGUGAACUAUCUUCCCGUCAAUAUCGAUGAAACAGACGGGCGUCUCAAGGUCGGGGAUAGCGGAACAGAAUUAAAAACAAUACCAUUCGGGCGCUUGCUCAAGGGGGGACUCAUCUGCGAUUAUCAUGCAGGAAAAGGCGAUGCUUCGGCGCAAUGUCCGACAUGGGUCGAUGAACAGUUUCGUGGAGGCGAUUGCUGGGAACUAUGCUUCUGA